Messenger RNA from Staurois parvus, 398 nucleotides. Lineage: Eukaryota; Metazoa; Chordata; Amphibia; Anura; Ranidae. The record is from the annotation of a GenBank genome assembly.
GCGGUGGACAUGGUAUACUUGGACAGUAGGGGUGGCGGUGGACGUGGUAUACUUGGACAGAGAGUGGCGGUGGACGUGGAUGUUAUAAACUUGGACAGAGGGGUGGCGGUGGAUUGGUAUACUUGGACAGAGGGGUGGCGGUGGAUGUGGUAUACUUGGACAGAGGGGUGGACGGUGGAUGUGGUAUACUUGGACAGAGGGUGGCGGUGGACGUGGUAUACUUGGACAGAGGGGUGCGGUGACGUGUAUACUUGGACAGAGGGGUGCGCUAUGGACGUGGUAUACCUUGGACAGAGGGGUGGCGGUUGGGACGUGUAAUACUUGGACAGAGGGGUGGCGGUGGAGAGUGUUAUACUUGUGACAGAGGGGUGGCGGUGGGACGUUUGAUACUUGGACAG